Messenger RNA from Lolium perenne, 965 nucleotides. Its product is annotated as zinc finger CCCH domain-containing protein 43-like. The record is from RefSeq and is a predicted model, not a curated record. Lineage: Eukaryota; Viridiplantae; Streptophyta; Magnoliopsida; Poales; Poaceae.
AUGGAUGAAAACAUGCAAGGAAAACCAGAUUGGGAUACUUUUGCUACUAAAGUUUUUUGUGAUAUUUGUACCAAUGAGGUUUUAGCUGGAAAUCGACCAACCGAGCAUUUGAAUGCUAUUGGGUAUGACAACUUAUACACCAAGUUCAAUGAAAAAACAAAAAAAGGUUACAAUCAUGAGCAAUUUAAAAGUAAGUGGGAGUCAUUGAAGAAAGACUACCAGACAUGGAAGGCAUUGAUGGAUAGUGAAGAUGAUCUUGGGCAGGAUCCUAAAAUGAAUACAAUAUCUGCAAGCCCAGAAUGGUGGGCGAAAAAGAUGGAGGCAAUGCCGGAUUGUGGCAAGUUCCGUUCUGCACCACUCGAGAAUGUUGAUCUUCUAAAUAUAAUGUUCGAGGAUAUGCUGGAUUCAAGUUCAACAACACCUGAAGUUAAUUUGGCAGUCAAUACAACUAUCGAAAGUGAGCAUGGUGCUAGUGAUGGAAAUGAUAUGCGCAGCAUUGAUAAGGCUGUUAAUGAGCAAUCUAAAGAGGCAAUGUUACAAAAAUCUUGUAACAAAGAAUCUAACUCGACGAAGCCCAAUACGAUUUGCGUGCAUGAUCAUCUUGUUAACUUAGAUGAGAAUGUGAACCCUGGAAAAUCUGCAACAUCUAUGAGGAUCGAUCGAGUAGGAAGCAAUAUUUCUGAGAUCAUGGAGUUAGUUGUAGAUGCUGGAGUCGAGGAGGGCACUGAUGAACAUUUCAUUGCUACCGAAUUAUUUAUUAGACCAGAAUAUCGAGAAAUGUUUCUUACCCUAAAGACCCCUCGAGGAAGAAUUGGGUGGCUUAAAAAGAUGUGCCAAGUGAAGAAAUAGCAUUAGGAUCCUAGAUCAAGUGUAGCUGAUGUUAAUUCUCUAAAAAACAAUUUGUGCCUGUUGUUAUCAUGAGACCAUUUAAAAGUGAUGUACUAAUUUAAUGCUACUUUAUUUUA